UAUUAAAACAUUCUACAUGGUCCACAUUCCACAAUUCUACCCCCACUUUCCAUAAAUAAACAAAUAAGUAAACAUUCCUAGAUUCUUUGGAAUCUUUCACUCUCUUCCCAAAUACACACAAAAUCCAAAACCAAUCCUUUUCAAUUUCAAUUGUCAACCCUAAUCUAAAAAUCCCAAAACCAUUUCAAACCCAAUUAUCAAAACAAUCAUCAAUGAAAUUCGGUAAAGAGUUCAAAACCCAUCUCGAAGAAACAAUCCCUGAAUGGAGAGACAAAUUUCUAUGCUACAAACCAUUGAAGAAGCUUCUCAAACAUCACUUACCUGCCACCACCACAACUACACCCAUCAAUCUUCAUCUUCACUUUCUUCAACAACCCUUUUCUCCUAACAUCUUGCAGGCUUGGUUCCUUCGGAUUCUUAAUCAAGAGCUUGAAAAGUUCAAUGAUUUCUACGUUGACAAAGAGGAAGAGUUUGUUAUUCGAUUUCAGGAGCUGAAAGAGAGAAUUGAGCGACUUAAAGAAAAAAGCAGCAAGAGUGUAAAGUACACUUCUGAUUGUGAAUUUAGCGAAGAAAUGAUGGAUAUUAGGAAGGACUUGGUUACCAUCCAUGGAGAGAUGGUGCUCCUAAAAAACUAUAGCUCCUUAAACUUUGCAGGAUUAAUUAAAAUUUUGAAAAAGUAUGAUAAAAGAACCGGCGGUUUGCUGCGUCUUCCUUUUACACAAAUUGUUCUGCGACAACCUUUUUUCACUACCGAGCCUCUGACAAGGCUAGUUCACGAAUGCGAGGAAAAUCUCGAGCUACUCUUUCCCUUACAAGAAGAAGUAAUUCAAUCAACUUCUCAUCCAGAAAACGAGUCUAGACCAGCGGGAGAUAAUACAACGAAUACCUUAUCCGAGUCAUCCUCAACUGUUGGAGAGGAACCUAUGUAUUUAUAUCGAAGCACUCUUGCUGCUAUGAGAGCCAUAAAAGGUCUUCAGAAAGCGAGUUCCACCAGUAAUCCGUUUUCUUUUUCUUCUCUCUUUAGCAACCAAGAUGAUGAUGAUAGUAAUGGUGCGGUAACUGCUGAAAACUCGCCAGCGAAUUCUCCGGAUACCGUGCAAAAUGAGGAAGGCACAGGUAAAGAGGAUACUGACUAACCCUUUUGUUAGUUGAAUCUAAAUGAAGUGUUCUCUCUUUUUGUCCACAUGAUGAGAUGUAUUUUCUUUAGCAUCUAACUUUAAAAAUAAUACUUAAAUGCUGUCUUUUCACUCUCCA
Messenger RNA from Vicia villosa (hairy vetch), 1254 nucleotides. Its product is annotated as SPX domain-containing protein 4. Bases 213 to 1136 code for a protein of 307 amino acids. The transcript is spliced from 3 exons. NCBI's taxonomy places the organism in Eukaryota, Viridiplantae, Streptophyta, Magnoliopsida, Fabales, Fabaceae. The record is from RefSeq and is a predicted model, not a curated record. Gene Ontology annotation, biological process: cellular response to phosphate starvation.